Messenger RNA from Ornithodoros turicata, 933 nucleotides. RefSeq names its product serine/threonine-protein phosphatase 6 regulatory ankyrin repeat subunit A-like. Gene Ontology annotation, molecular function: protein binding. Lineage: Eukaryota; Metazoa; Arthropoda; Arachnida; Ixodida; Argasidae. The record is from RefSeq and is a predicted model, not a curated record. The coding region runs from base 1 to 933 and encodes 310 amino acids. The transcript has a single exon.
AUGGCACUGAAAAGCAAGGCAAUGAAAGAGAUUCUUCCUUACGUGGAUGUCACCAUUCGUAAUUACGAUGGUAACACUGUUUUACACACAAUUUUCGACUCAAUUUCCUGGAAGGGCUUGGUAACUCUCUUGCUUCCCUAUUCGGAUGUGUACGCUAAAAAUAACGCUGGUGAAACGCCACUUCUACUUGCAGCUUCCUACACGUCCGCAUUCCACAGCAACAGGGACUACGUAAACGACAUGAAGCUACUGAUUCUUCAUUCACCCGUUAAUGUAACAGACGUAGAAGGUAGAACGGCACUUCAUCGGUGCGCUGACAAAGGGCACUUGGAUGCCAUCAAACUACUGUUUCCUCACUCGUCAGCCAAUAAGCUUGACAAAACAGGAAAGAGCGCGCUGCACUAUGCUCUGGAGGGAGACGAAGUUGACAUUGUAAAACUCCUGCUUCUCAAUUCCUCAGUGGCAGCGACAGACAGGAUGAUCCUCCGUUUCAGUGCUCAGUGUGACUAUAUCAACAUUGCGAGGUUUCUCCUACGUCUCGCAUCGAGCAGCGCCCGUGAUGCGAGUGCACGUAUGCCACUGAACCGUUGUUCCCCGGAAAGUGGCUUUGAUAUUGUUAGACUACUUCCCCACUUAUCGGCUUCUACAGUUGACGAACAAGGGUCCACCUUGCUUCGUAUUAGCGCAAAACACGGUCACGUGGAAGUAGUGCAAAUGAUUCUUCCUCACUCUGACGCUAAUAUCCCUGAUGGCAACGGUGACAGUGCUCUGCACGUAGUCGCGUGCAAGCGUAGCUUGAAGCGGUCAAAGCAAGACUUGGCUGUGGUCAGGCUGUUGCUUCCUUAUUCUAAGGACUAUACUCAAUUUCAUCGGCUAAAGUACAGAGACCCGGUCCAAAAGCUGCUACACCUCCAUUCACCUGUCGUCAGUUAA